AUGGUCGGUGGCGAGGCGGCUGCCGCGGUGGCGGAGCUGGUUUCGGGGGUGCGGCAGGCGGCUGACUUCGCGGAGCAGUUCCGCUCCUACUCGGAGAGCGAGAAGCAGUGGAAGGCUCGCAUGGAAUUCAUCCUGCGCCACUUGCCCGACUACCGCGACCCGCCAGAUGGCGGUGGCCGCCUGGACCAGCUGCUGUCCCUCUCCAUGGUGUGGGCCAACCACCUCUUCCUGGGUUGCAGUUACAACAAAGACCUUUUAGACAAAGUGAUGGAAAUGGCUGAUGGGAUUGAAGUGGAAGACCUGCCACAGUUUACUACCAGAAGUGAAUUAAUGAAAAAGCAUCAAAGCUAAGGCAGAAGAUUCAUCACAUUUUCAACAUCAGCUUAGGAAGGAGGCUGGGAUGAAUGUGACAUUGACCACGGCAGCUCUCUUAAGAUUCCUGGUAUUUCAACCUGUAGGAAAUCAAGAGGCAGUUGGAAUGACAGAUAGUCUUGUCUAGAUUGGAGUUUUAAAAGGUCUCAUUCUUCCAGUAGCUAUCAUUCUAAAAGUGUGCAUGGAUAUUUGUGGAUUUAUAAAUCAUGCCUUUUUU
Panthera uncia (snow leopard) is the source of this 589-nucleotide messenger RNA. RefSeq names its product CDKN2A interacting protein N-terminal like (gene XTBD1). The transcript is spliced from 3 exons. NCBI's taxonomy places the organism in Eukaryota, Metazoa, Chordata, Mammalia, Carnivora, Felidae. The record is from RefSeq and is a predicted model, not a curated record. Bases 1 to 351 code for a protein of 116 amino acids.